AGGGAAGGAUGUCUGGGGGGUGGUGAAGCAAAUGCAUCUUUGCCACGGAGCUGCAUCGAGCAUCGAGCAUCGAGUUGUAUGUAUGGGCUUCCUGUAUGGGCUUCCUGUCGAGCAGCGAUUUCUAAAUUCUGCCCCCAUUCUCCAACUGGAUACCUAUGAUAUAAUAUAGUAUGAUUGGCGGAAUUGGGAAAAGCAGAGAAGAGCACCCGGACAUACAUAGUUGCUGGGGAAACCUUCUGCUGAUUCUGAUGCUGAUGCUGAUGCUGAUGCGGCUUCCAUACUACCUGUGUAUGUGUGUAUGUAGGUAUGUAGGUAUGUAUGCACUGGGGAAUCUCUGGUGGGUGGCGAACCCUUUUCGCUUGAGGAAUGCGGGGGGGCUAGCUGCAGACGAUGUGCCUAUAGUAAGCUAUUGGCGACAGAGUAGAUAUGUGUGGGGGAGGUGUCUACUUCCAUGCUUACUUAGGCGUUGGUCUCGAGUGGUGACCGGAGCACCAGCCGUGGCUCUGUGGACGAUCGGACCCAUCCGGUAUGGUGGUGGUGGUGGUGGUGGUGGUGGUGGUGGAGCUGAUGGCAGGCUUCGUCGUUCGAGGUGGGGGAUGGCGCAUGCAAGCAGGUGGACCUAUAUACAUCAAUUGUGGAUUUGUUUGUUGGCUUCUCACCUGAACGGACGUCGGCGGAAAAACUCUCCAUCCAUCUGACCCGUUCUUGGGACUGGUCACUGGGAUGGAUAUGUAUGUACAUACUGUACAUAUGUAGUGGCCGUCAUGUGGCCACCCGCCGCCGCCGCCGGGGACGACGACCGUGAUUGCAGCCUGCGAAGUUGGAACACCCAGCUCGAAGUGAAAUGCCCCCAGACCCAGCUCGACGUUGACGUAUCCGACUGGUAGC
Messenger RNA from Tricharina praecox, 888 nucleotides. RefSeq lists its product as uncharacterized. Bases 171 to 698 code for a protein of 175 amino acids. The record is from RefSeq and is a predicted model, not a curated record. The transcript is spliced from 2 exons. Lineage: Eukaryota; Fungi; Ascomycota; Pezizomycetes; Pezizales; Pyronemataceae.